AUGCAACGACAUGGUUUUAUCAAAUCGUUUUCAAAUGAUUCUAAAGAACAUCAACGGCCAUUAUUUAAUAAUCAAGAUUCAUUAUCGUUCGGACAAUCCAAAGAUAAUAACCGAUCACCUUUGAGAUAUCCAUUUUUGGAUCAUGAUUCACAUAUAUUAAUAGCUUCGGCUGUUCUAAUUCCAAUUAUUUUUACUCUUAUUCUAUGUAUAAUCGUAUGUUGUAUUUAUCGACAUAAUAAGAGACGAUCUCAACGAGAUAUAAAUUCAUCAAUAAAACCUAUCAAUCAUCAACCUGAUAUGGGCGUACCACCAAUCUAUUUUAAUCCCAACUAUAAACCAUUCACUUUGGAAGAACCACCACCAUCCUACGAUCUACUAUCAAAAACAAAAAAUGAUUCAUUAGAUGCAAAAAUAAAUAAUAAUACUCAUUGUAAAAGUACUUGUUGUUCUGGCACGCCUACUUCUCCACAAACAGCAUGUUGCUAUAGUAUUUCAUGGAGAUUCAUAGUACCUGUUAUCAUUAUUGUGAGUCUUUGUGCUAUAGCAUUUUGCUCAUUAUGUUCACGACCAUUUUUGAAACUUUGUGGUUCCGGAUGUAAAUUGCCUUUUGGAAGACAGUCUCGAGUUAUCAGAUCAUGUCCUACAUCAGUCAAUAAUAAUCCUGUUUAUGCAAUCAAUAAUGAUGAUUUACCAGAUUAUGAAACAAUAAGCAAAGAUUCACUAGGAAAAGAUACAACACCACCACCAUAUAAUUUUGUUGCUGCACAUCCAACUGAUUUUGGUAUUGACACAGAUGCUCCAAGUGCACCCCCACAAUAUCGUCCAAGAUCUAGUACAGUAGCUACAAUAGAACCUAACGCACCUAUUUGA
Molecule: messenger RNA, 870 nt
Organism: Rotaria sp. Silwood1
Lineage: Eukaryota; Metazoa; Rotifera; Eurotatoria; Philodinida; Philodinidae
Source: the annotation of a GenBank genome assembly